UUUGGCUAUUUACUGAUAUCUGAGGAAUGACAAAGGGAAAAAAAGAAGUUCCCAGUUUUAGAUGCCACCAAUACAUGUGAUUGUCUUCCGAGAAAAAUUCGUCGAUCGUGGCAACGGAGAAACCCGGUCCCAAGUCGCAGAGAGAGUGGGAGGAAAUGGUGACGCUGCUGGUGGCGACCACGGCAGACCCGGCCUCAAUUGGGCCCGCCUCGUCCCUCUUGGCCAUGCCAGGGUGGCACCCCGGACCCACCAUCCAGGACAUACCCAGUUUUGCAAACAGAGACGUGAGGCUGCUGAAACUCGAAACUCGCCUUGUGAAAGAGGACCACUUGGACAAGCGCUGGGAGGAGGUGGCGGAAGAGCCCGUUGACGAGGUUAUUUUUCUCAGCAAGCACGUCGCCGCCUCAACCCGUCCUGCUCUUACAAUUCAUCCAAUAGGUACACCUCAUUUACGUGAAGAUGAGAUUCCUCUUGCCGGUGGAAGGCCAGGAUGGGCUGCACCCCCAAAUCCUCGGAUUGGUCCAUGGCUCAGGCUCUUGAAGACUAUUGCCGAAUCUCAUAAACUGGUUCCUGAAUUUGAGGUCACAUUGGAGGCUACUCAUCAUGGACCUCUGACUAGUUCUCCGACAAUGUUUGUAGAGAUUGGUUAUGGUUCUUUCAUGUUAGGAAGUACUGAAGAGUACUGGAAGAGGCAGGAUGCUGCUCAAGCCAUUGCUCGACUAGUUUGGGAAGGAUUGGGUCUUGGGGGAGGUGUUGCCAUUGGAGACUGGAAAAGGGAUGAGAAUCGAAGCAAGGUACUUCUUGGCAUAGGUGGAGGGCAUUAUGUCCCGAGGCACAUGGACAUUGCUAUGAAAGAUGGUGUCUGGGUGGGCCAUCUAUUGUCUGGAUAUUCCUUGCCCAUGGAAGAUCCCGGUGGGUCAAAGAAACAAGUAAAUGCAGAGGAUGUUGGCGGGGCCUGGAGAGAAGCGAUCAGAGUUGCGUUUGAGACCACAAGAUCAGCUUUUCCUGGAGGAGAAUUCCUUGCGCACCUCGAUCACAAGAGUUUCAAGAGCUGGCAGAGAAAUGCCAUCACUCAAUUCUUAGCAGAGCAAAACAUAAAUAUCGGAAAACCCGCAGAUUUCCCGUGAAUAAUCUCGCACUAUGACACCGGCAGACAGUGGUUCUGUUCCUCUUUCAUCACCGCGAUACAUGUGAUUAGUCUGCACCAAAAUUUGGGACAGAUAAUAUCAGAAUCAACUUGUAUAGGCAGACUGAUAAUUUUAUGAGUUUUCAAGUUUAAGAAAAACCAAUAAAUACCAAAGCUUCUCCCCAUUACGGGGAAUAUAUAAAUACUGCAUUUCUUUUCCCUGUUUUUGCCAUUUUUAGAACCGUAACUACCAAAUUGCUAUUAAGCUGUAGACACUGUAAUUGAUCUUUCAUCCAUAAAUUUCUCUUUUCAAAUUCAAAUAUCACUCCUGCCGUCCUUUCCCCUGCUGUCUAUUGAUAAAGAGGAGGGAUCGACUGAGGAGAAUGUGUUCUUCCGAGCUUGCAGAUUUCUCUAGAAACAAGACGGUGAAUUUCCGUCAACUUUCUCAACAUAAACAUGGGUGUCAUCUCCAAGGACGAGAAAGAAGGACCAGAUAGAAGCAAGAAAAGUUCACUGAGGCACAAGAGAAUUGAAAGAGAUCGACGUGUAAUCCAAGGUUCGGGGAGCUAUGUGAAUGGGGUCUUAGACGAGAACUGGUCAAGUGACUCGAGUUGGGCAGAUUCUACCAAUGAAGAUUAUAUUGUCUUCCACAUAAGAAAAGAUGGAGCCAUCGACGUGGUGAAGGAGGGCAAACAAGAGUCAUCAAAUCCUCUUCAUCAAGCUGGGGAAUAUUCGAGCUCUGUCGAUGGAAAGCUUGAUCUUGCGAGCAAGAUUGCAGAAUCGACUCAGCAACGCAAUGUUGGUCCAAGGUCAAGUGAGGAUGGAAUUGCAGCAGCAAACACAGAUUUCAUCGUUUCUCAGAAUAAGGACCACCAAAUCAAGUUAGACGAAGAAAAAGAUGGAGAUCGAGGAAGACAAUCGAACAGGAGUGAUGGCUCUUUUAGCUUUCCAGUGUUAGGAUGGGACUGGAUUGGCAGCCCGAUAGAAAUGCCCCACCCAGUCGAAAGGAAGCCCCGGACCUGCAUCCGUUUUCGCUGUUUUAGAUUCUGAACUUUGAAAAUGAUCUAGAAGAAAGAUUUCAAAUUUGGCUUUGUUCUCUCUUUGAUGUUUGUUUCAUGGGAAAAUGCAAUUAGAUACUGAACUAACAAUGCAGAGUUCCACUUGAGAAAUUAAAUGAAAAGCAACCUCCUUAAUGCCGA
Molecule: messenger RNA, 2325 nt
Organism: Punica granatum (pomegranate)
Lineage: Eukaryota; Viridiplantae; Streptophyta; Magnoliopsida; Myrtales; Lythraceae
Source: RefSeq, a predicted model, not a curated record